Molecule: messenger RNA, 3066 nt
Organism: Scleropages formosus (Asian bonytongue)
Lineage: Eukaryota; Metazoa; Chordata; Actinopteri; Osteoglossiformes; Osteoglossidae
Product: 14-3-3 protein gamma-1-like
Exons: 2
Coding region: 182-925 (247 amino acids)
Source: RefSeq, a predicted model, not a curated record
GGAUGACGCAGUCUGUGGAAAUCGCAGGGAAGGAGGGGGGCCCCGUCGGCAUGCGCAGACGGCAGGGAGCAGCUGCAGUGAGAGGAUCACAUCGCGUGGCAUACCACUGCGUCGCGAGCGAGUUGUAUUUUAAAAUUUAGUGCAAAAAUCGAGAAGGACGCGCCUACCAAAGACAGACAAAAUGGUAGACCGCGAGCAGCUGGUGCAGAAAGCCAGGCUGGCUGAGCAGGCUGAACGUUAUGAUGAUAUGGCAGCUGCCAUGAAAUCGGUUACGGAGCUGAAUGAAGCGCUGUCCAACGAGGAGCGGAACCUACUGUCUGUGGCCUAUAAGAACGUGGUUGGGGCCCGCCGCUCAUCGUGGCGUGUCAUUUCCAGCAUUGAGCAGAAGACCUCCGCAGACGGCAAUGAGAAGAAGGUUGAAAUGGUGAGGGCCUACCGCGAGAAGAUCGAGAAGGAGCUUGAGGCUGUGUGUCAGGAUGUUCUCAACCUGCUGGAUAACUUCCUCAUCAAGAAUUGCAGUGACACGCAGCAUGAGAGCAAGGUCUUCUACCUGAAGAUGAAAGGCGACUACUAUCGGUACCUGGCAGAAGUGGCCACGGGUGAGAAGAGGGCCGCUGUGGUGGAGUCCUCUGAAAAGGCCUACAGUGAGGCACAUGAGAUCAGCAAGGAGCACAUGCAGCCCACCCAUCCCAUUCGCCUGGGCCUGGCCCUCAACUACUCAGUUUUUUACUAUGAGAUCCAGAACGCGCCGGAACAGGCAUGCCACCUGGCCAAGACCGCCUUUGAUGACGCCAUAGCUGAGUUAGACACCCUCAAUGAGGAUUCCUACAAGGACUCAACGCUCAUCAUGCAACUGCUCCGAGACAACCUGACGCUGUGGACAAGCGACCAGCAAGAUGACGAGGCAGGGGAAGGCAACAACUAAAUGGAAGUGGCUUAUGCAACGUGAAAAGGGGGCCGGUGGACUUUGGCAGCAGCUUUUGCCAAUGUUCCCACUGCAGCAGCUGUUCUUUAUUUUUCCACAAGUUUAAAGAAUACAAAUAAAAAAGAUGGGGAGGUAAAAUCAGAUAAUAGAAUUAAAUGAGCACCACCUCCUUCUUUAUUGCCUCUUCAACAUUUGCCAAAACCACUUAGAGGACAAGGCCAGUGAGUUGGGAGCAGCUGCUCGUGAGCUGUGCUGCCAGCCUCAUGCUAGCCUAGGGACUGUUUGUGUCAUACAAACAGUGUGGAGCUGCUUGUGUAUUGUUUGGAGUGCAGUAAGACCAUUUUAAUGAGUAGUGCGAGGGACGGAAGCCUAAAUGGGAUAGCCUCCCAAAACAAGUUUCUCAGUGGUUUCAGUUUAGUAGGAUAUAUAUGGUUCCAAUGUGGUACGUCCAGAGAGAAUGCAGCGCUUAAGUCCUCUCAAAGGAAACUUGUAGCAGUCUGAAGUAAACUCAUAAACGGUUCAAACUGGCAUGCAGGGUAUGUACAUGUGGGGAAUGUUAAAUGUGUAAUCAAUCAGAUCAUUCUGGCUCAGUUGCAGUAGUUAACUAUGUGUAUGGAAAGUCCCUUUAAAAAUAUAAAGAAAUUUUUAAAGUAAAUGAGUUGUUUUGUUCAGGAACCAAUAUCAGUAGAAAUCUAAAUUUCUAAGCCCUACAGUCUACUGGAACCCCAAACUUUAUUGAAGUUCAAGGUACAAUAGAAGGCAGAGACAUAAGAGGACUAAGCAGCUUUGAAGUUUGUGACGUACUUUUGUGUUAAUUUUUUUUAAUGAAAUGCACUUGCCUAUUAUACUGUUUCUUCAGUGUAAGACAAUAACUUCUCAGAUAUUCUCAAUGAUUCAAUAUUGUGCAUGCUGGUGAUGUAUUUAUAUACAGUAGCUUGUCUUUAAUAAAUUGUAGAUGUUAUGUAUUCCUAGGAACAAGAAAUAAAUAGGCAUCAGUCUGAACAUUUUAAUUUAUUGCCUUUUGUUGGUUUUUUGUUUAUUUGCUUAUGUAUGCUGUACCAAAAGAGUGAUUGUUAAUAAAUUGAUCUUUUAUGGAUGUUGCUAUUGUAAGAUGUACUUCUUGUUUAAGUAAAUUAGGAAGAAAAAACACCAGUGCUUGGGCGAUCAUAUUGUCUGAUUUCAUGGUGUCACUACAAUAACAACCUGUAAAUGAAAAUUUAUUUUUCAAAACUUUCAGCUCUUUUGUGUCAUGCAGUAACAAAGGUUUGAAUGGUUGUAACAAUUCAGAAUGAAUGCUUCUGUAACUUAAUCAUGUAACUUACUCAUGGACCAUAAUUUCUGAAUAUAUGUUGUAUUGUUUAGUUUUUUUUAAUGUUUGCUGAUUAAAGUUAUAGUGGAAUGGUCACUUACAAGUAGUACAAUAAUUGGACUCAUUAUAACCAUAUUGGGGGGGGGGAAUCAGUGUUGCAAAGUUCUCACUGUGUCUGGUCCCUGCUGUUUUAGUGAGUUUUGUUGCCAAUAUAGGUUUAAAUGAAUAAAUUGAUAUUGGGAAUUAGAAUCAAAAAGCAUUUGUAGAUUUACUUGAAAAGCAAUGGUAGUUUAUUUGUGACUGAAUUCUUUUGAUUUGCUAAAUCUCUUCCUGGUGGUUGUCUUACAUGAACCUAACAAGAGGAAGGAAAAAUACUUUAUAGGUGCCACUGACAUACACAUACUUCUUUUUUUUUUUUUUUUAUGAACUUUGUUUUUCUUUUGUGUGGGACUCCAGUCAUUUUUAUUUCAGGGAAUAAGAUCUUGAAGGCUAUAAUGCUACAGUAUAUUUUGUUCAUGGGUGCAGCUCUAAUUGCGAUUAGCUACUCGUAUUGAGUUGUACUUUUAAAUCUGUUUAUAUUAUUUAUGACAAUACAGUGUCUGUAUGGGGCUAAUGGAUAAUGCUUUCUGUAUGGCAAUAUCAGAGAAAAGAUCUACAAACCUUUAAACAUGGGUGGAAUAAUGCUGUGAUUGAUAGCCUACUCUGUUUUACUCCCAGUAUGAACUCACCACCUAGCUAUUUCCUUUAGGAAGCCUCAUCUUGUGGCAUUUUAGCACUGUGCAAUAUACCUAAUGUCAUGUAAAUGGAAUAUAAUCUGAACACUCCCCCCCCC